This is a messenger RNA of Geosmithia morbida, 2082 nucleotides long. RefSeq names its product GAL4. Gene Ontology annotation, molecular function: sequence-specific DNA binding; DNA-binding transcription factor activity, RNA polymerase II-specific; zinc ion binding. The record is from RefSeq and is a predicted model, not a curated record. The transcript is spliced from 6 exons. Bases 1 to 2082 code for a protein of 693 amino acids. NCBI's taxonomy places the organism in Eukaryota, Fungi, Ascomycota, Sordariomycetes, Hypocreales, Bionectriaceae. Gene Ontology annotation, biological process: DNA-templated transcription; positive regulation of transcription by RNA polymerase II.
AUGACGUCGCGUACGGCAACUGCCAGGGCUCGAGCGUCAUGUCAUCGAUGCCACAAGAGAAAGAAGCGAUGCGACAGGUCUCUACCAUUUUGCACAAACUGCCACGACGCCAACGUAAGAUGCAGCUUUCUUGAUGAUGACUGCCAGACAGCAUCAUAUCCUAUAGCAUACGUCCGCAAUAUGGAGAGGAGACUUCGAGAAUUGGAGCAAAGGUUUGCCAGCGAUCAGCCGACUGAUCCCCCGUCUGCUGCCAUGGCCGAUGAUUCCACCAUCUACGGCACAGAGACGUCGACAUUGGGAGUCGACGUGUCGACCCUCAGUCAGCAGGAACUCCCCAGUGCCCUUGAGAACACCGAGCCGUCAGACAGCUCGCCCCAGCAGGCACGGCCUGUUUCCCAGGCCCGAUCACAGGUCAACAAUCCUUCCAUAUUCCAGGAGCCGGUGCCGCCGUCCUUUGUCGGCGAGCUGGAGACGCUCUCGCUCGAGGCCACGGCUGAACGCCAUCUUGGCUCGACUUCAGGCAUCUCCUUUGCCCGCCUCACGCAGCUCGUCCUCCGCCGUCUCAGCCCGGACAGGGCCGACUUCGUGUUUAUCAAUGAUCAAGAGAACUACAGCGGGUCCCGACUCUUUGCCUUCGAUUCGCCCUCGGAUCUGAUGCACCCUUCUCUGUUUGAGAGCCUCAACAAGUCCAUAUCCAUCCACCCAGCCCUGUUUGGCGACGUCGUCCUCGCCGACGAUGUCCCCGAUCCGAGCGAUCCCGUGGCCGACCUGUGUCUGCCGAGUGACCAGUCGCAUGUAGACCGCCUGGUGGACUUCUACUUUUCCCACUCGAAUACCCUGUAUCCCAUCUUGUACCGGAGCGAAAUUGUCGAGAGUCUGAGACAGAUCCGUUUGAGUCCCGAUGGCACGGAGACACAUCCACCUCUCUCCCUCUUCAGGAUAUGGAUGGUUCUCGCCAUCGGGUCAACUGCGUACUGUUCGGUCGCCUUGUCCGAGGAAUCUGAAGCCAGGCUGUACUAUAAUAAAGCCCUGGAAUACCUGGAGCAGGCUUCGGCAUACGGUGACAUGAACUUCCGUCAUACCGAGCAGGGACGCUGCCAUUCGCUGACAGACUAUCUAAAGGCGACACUAGAGGUCAUCAUGCUGCAAGUAUCGUUCUCGUUCUUCAAUCAGCUAGGUCCAAGUUGGUCUCGCCCAGACACUUGGUUUCUGGUUGGUCUCGCUGCCCGCCUGGCACUUGGCAUGGGACUGCACACGUCUGGGAUAUACGUAGGAAUGCCAGUGGAUAUGGUGCAGAGGAGAAAACGUAUAUUCUUUUCUAUUUAUAUGAUGGAUCGCGUCGUCUCAACAGCCCUAGGUCGCCCCUUUGCUCUCCAUGAUGAUGACAUUGACACUACGCCUUUUGCUCCCGUCGAUGACGACUGCAUCAGGCCAGACGGUAUACUUCCACAAAGAGAGCUGCAGCCUUCCCUCAUGGCCAUUCCACUGCACAUCGUGCAGCUGAGAAGGAUUGCCGGGAAGAUUGCCAAGCAGGUAUAUUCCAACUCUCAGGUCUCUUCCCUGACCAUGGAGCAGCGCAACGGUAUAAUCCGGUCGCUGCACCAGGAGCUCAUCGAUUGGCGGCGGAGCAUGCCCUUCCCUCUUCCAGACAUCAACGAUCGCGUUCCCCACCUGACGACCAACUGGUUCGACUUCAACUUCUACACACACCUAGCCCUCCUGUACCGACCGUCUCCCCUCUUGCCCACCAUGGACCAGGAGCGGGUCAAGACCCUCAUGGAGGCGGCCUCGAUGUCUCUCCGCCAAGCCUUCAACAUGCACCGCCAGCAUCGUCUGUCGUACAACUGGCUCAAUCUCCUGUCACUAUUUACCGCCACACUAUCUCUCAUAUACUCGACUACUGUGCAGCCGGAUGAUCUUGUGAUAAUUCUCAAAGAGACAAAGGCCAUCGACGACCUUGACUUGGCUAUCGAAUUAUUUGACACGCUGGGUACGAAGUUUCCCGCUGCAAAUAAGAUACGGGGAAUGAUUGAGGAGAUAUCUAGACGAUAUAAAGACUUACGCGACUCGACUACGCGAUGA